Molecule: messenger RNA, 2118 nt
Organism: Actinia tenebrosa (Australian red waratah sea anemone)
Lineage: Eukaryota; Metazoa; Cnidaria; Anthozoa; Actiniaria; Actiniidae
Source: RefSeq, a predicted model, not a curated record
UAGUCUGUGUUUUGGCGCCUGAUGUUGUUAUUCACCGGUAACCGUUUCUUGUAGAGAAAAAUACCGUAUAAUCUCUGUUCAAAAGACGUUUUUAUGAGCUUUGGAAGCUGAAUUUGCACAGCAAGAGUUUGAUAUCGUACAGUGGAUUCAAUUUUUACUUUCCUGGAUUGCAAAAUCGAUGGCUGAUCAUGAGGACGUGGAUUGAAUCACUAUCAGGAGCUUGUAACGUAAUCUCACCCGAAAACCCAAUCAUUUGUCAUGUUGGAGAUGAAGCUUUGUUUAACUGGACUACAGAUGACGGAAGAAUAAUUUAUUCUGCCAACUGGGGAAUAAAAAAUGGGAACCAUCCUGAUUCUCAGUUUAUCAACACCAAUGUGUUCACAACUGUUGUGAACUACAACAAAAAUAUGGAUCCUAAAUAUAGACCGAGGGUUUAUUUUGUUGGUAACCUGAAAAUGGGCCGUGCUUGGUUUAAGUUAAAGAAUGUGAGCCUAAACGAUGAUUUGAAAUAUGUUGCAAAUAUUCGUGAAAGCAAAGGCGGAGUCCUCGCUUACAUCGUUCAGCUGAAAGUUAAGAAAAAAGCUAACAUUACGUGGACCACGCAAGUGGCGUCAACUCAUGUUACAGAUGCUACUGCAACAUCAAUUAAGAUAAAUGAUUCCUUUGAUGCCACAAGUUUCAGUCCAAAGAGAGAUUCCUUUGAUGCCACAAGUUUCAGUCCAAAGAGAGAUCAUGAUCAUCAUUAUGCUGGCCUGCUGAUAGCAGUGCUAUUGUUACCGCUGAUGUGGAGUUUUCUUGUUCUUAUCUCUUUGAAAAAAAACCAAAAACGAUAAAUACUCUGCUUGUUAUACAGUUACUUUGUAAUUGUGAGUAAUAGUUAUGCUAUUGGGAGCCCAAUGCAGAAGAAAAUGAAACGAAAGAUUUAAAAGGGGGAAAACGCCUUUUUUUGCAAGUUUAUUUACACCUUUCACCGUUUUUUUAAAUUGGACUCCCUGUGCGAGUGGUUACGAUUUUACUUUCCUUCCUAAUAGGGCAGUGUUUGAAUGACUUUGAGACGCUUGUAACAUUUUACUAGUCUUAGGUAAGGAAUUUUCGAAAUUCGAAUUAAGUGUAGAAGAAUACGCUCACGUUUAUUGAGAUCAAGGCAAGACCACGCAAGGUUCGUGCCACGAGCUUUUCACAGUCAUACAAAAUCUGUUUUAUUAAUAAACGUAUACACCUAUUUCGUUAGGUAAAAUAAGGUAUGACGGUAAUGGCACAAAGAGUCUUUAUUCCUCGUGUAUUGGAAUAUCGCCGAUUUAUAAUCCAUAGUAUCUAUAUAUCGUUAUCAUUAUCGUGGUUGUGAUGUUAAGGUGCCAAUCAUUUUAACAAUAUUUUCUAUCAUCUUCCCAUUUUUUGAUUACGAAAUAGAUCACGUGACUAGCCUAUAACAGUUCCAAAACCGUUCGAAUUUGUUAUGUUGGCUAAUUAUUAGUGAUUAAUGUACCAUCAAUAACUUUGAAUAUAAAUAGCCAUUAUUAUAUCUUUACCCUGUCUGUUGCCUUGACGUGGUGGUGAAGCUUGUGUGCCUCGAUGAUUCUGCGAGCUAUACCGGCUGGGACUGAGAUCCCUAGUAGGUUUAAACAUGCCGGAAUGGUCAAAGAGUAGAGGACUGACUUAAGUAAGUAAGUAAAGUUAUUACGCACGCUAUAACUCAGUUAUCUUAUAUUAUUAGAUAACUAGCUAAUAAGCAUCAGUGUAUAUAUGUAAAUUAAAAAUGUAUUACUUUUAUUACUAAUACGCAUAUCAUAUAACCAUUAUCAUAACUAGCUUCCACCGCAAACAUCUCUCUUCCUGUAUUUUUCUCUGUAUUUUUCUUCAUGUGGGUGUUUUGACAGGUUAAUUUUAUAAUCAUAUAAAAACUAGGAAUAGGAAAACACAGAAGACAUAUGAGACAACUGCGUUAGGGGCUAGGCCAUGAAUAUACCUGCUUAUUAUAAGUAGCAUGACUUCAAAUAGGUGUAUAUAACUUUUUUAUGUUUUUUUCCCAUUCUAUGUUUGUGGGUCUCUAAAGGUCAGAAAAGUCUGCAUGUAGAGGAAUUCUUGUAGCCGGUAGUAAUAAAGCUAAUUUGCAAAUGG